Acyrthosiphon pisum (pea aphid) is the source of this 1187-nucleotide messenger RNA. RefSeq lists its product as uncharacterized. The transcript is spliced from 4 exons. NCBI's taxonomy places the organism in Eukaryota, Metazoa, Arthropoda, Insecta, Hemiptera, Aphididae. Bases 455 to 1075 code for a protein of 206 amino acids. The record is from RefSeq and is a predicted model, not a curated record.
AAAUUGUAUUUCUGUUGUAAAAAAAUUGUUGGAUCCGUGCCUGCGUUAGAUACCAAAUACGGUACGCGGGGCGGUGAAGUGGUGGCGGAGUCGACGGCGGCGGCGGCGGCGGACCAAUGAGAACCGGAGAAAUGCUUACGUCACAGUACAAGGCUGGGCGGAGGGUGGGUGCGCGAUUUGUUUCUAAACCGGUAAUAUUGCUGACAUACCUAGUUAUUUUGUCAUGUGUUAUAUAAAUUAUAAACAUUAAUCAGUCUUCAUGAUCACGAAUACAUUAGAUAAGUACAAACUACUAUAACAGUACGAAUUACAUUAUAGAUCAUACUAUAUUAUUAUGGUUCAACGGUUUAACUAUGAUUUAUGAAUAACGCAAUAACAAAUAAUAUAGUAUUUGAUAAUAACUAUCUAAAUAUCUUUCCCUAGUAUAGUCGACAUUGUUAACUCGAGAAUUGAGAUGACGGACGAACCUGCGAAUUGCACUACGCAUCAUACAAACACUGUAAAAGUUAAGUGUGACUGGCAGUCAAACGUUUGUGGAAUGGACAUUGAGGACUGUGUCGUUUCCAGUCCAAAGCAGUCGGAAACUGAUGCCAGCAAACUUGACGUCCUGCAACUAAUAACGGAAUUUGAUUGCAAGGGUGUGAAUUUCGAAAAACCUGAACAUUUAAACGACUUUUUCAUAAACAUCAAUUGUGAUCCUAUGCAUGUAAUCAAUACAAUAGUUGUGUGUUCUGAGGCCAGAAUCAUAGAACUGUUUGGGAAGACGGGAGAAUAUGUGUCUAUACAUCAGUCUUUAGAUCAUGAUGUUUUAAGUGAUGGAGUUAAAAUGUUUUCUCAUUUGAUACCCAUUAACAGUACAGAGUGUGCAUUAAAGUUGAAACAAUAUAAUAAUUCAGAUUUUGUUUGGAUUUUUGGCAUAAUAAUUUAUUUAACCGAUAUGAAAGAGCAUCCUAAUACAUUUUUGGGCCCUAUAAAUAUGCAGAACGUUCAAAAUUUGUUGGAGUCAAAACCAUUAGACUUAAAUGCUUUUAAAAUUAUUUUCUAUGUUAAGUCUGAAAGAAUCAAAAUCAACUAAUAAUGAUAUUUUAAUGUCGAUUUUCAAUAAUAUGGAAAAUUCUAAAUUUCCGAAUUGUGAUACUGAGGGCAAUAAGUUCAUGUCGAUUGGUUUCAAACAAUUCGAAAAAAAA